AUGGCUUCAGAACAAAAGCAAGUAAGGAUAUUGACAAAGAGUGAACAGAGACAAACUAUCAAGGGAAUUAAGAAGCCUAAGAAGAACAUUAUUAAGAAUUACCUUGAGAGCCCAUUUGCUCUUGAGUGGCCAGAACUCACCACUGGUGAUGAGGAAGCAAUCACUGCUUUGAUACAGAAGACCUGCAAAGGGCUGAGGAAGUUUGAAUGCAAGCCCCCAUGGAAACAGGUGGCCAAAUAUAAAGGAGCUGAAAGAAAAUCAUUUUUAAAGGAAUGUCAUAUAAAGUUUCAAGAGAAUCUAGAUCCUGAUAGUAAAAGACAGAAUGACAAGAGGAAAGAAGUAUUGUCUCAUCUGAUAUUUGGCUACAAUGCAGUGAUGAGAGCCCUGGAAAAAGAUGGUGUUGCUGGAAUCUUGGUAAAGAAAAAUGUUAAUCCUGUUUUUGUUACAAAGUCUUUCCUGCCAGGGUGUGCCAAAAAAUGCAUUCCAUUGGUUCCUUUGAAUGAUUUAGAUAUGUUACUGAAAGACAAAGAAACACUCAGCCUUCCCCAUGCAUGCAUGGUUCUUGGAUUGAAAACAUCUGUCAAAGAGGAGUCGAACUUGUUUUACCCAUUAUAUAUCAAGAUGUGCGAAGCUCUUUGUGUGGAAGAGGAAGAUAUGAAUGAAGAUGUUUGUGAAAAUGAUGAGCUAGAAAAUUCUGCUGCUGAUGGCCUGGAAAAUAAGAAUUCAAAAUGUUCUUAUAAACUCUCAGAAACUGAAAUAAGUUCUUACCACCUAAAACGAAAUGGUAAGGGCACACGAGCAUUCAUUCCAAAUGCACAAGAGGUUGAAGUUAAGGACUCAGAUUGGAAUAUGGAUUUUGUAGGUUUCAAGUCCCUGGAAGAUCAGAAUAACAUAUUUAAACAAGAUGAAGCAAAAUCAAGAAAAAAAGUUCAGGACAAAUUAAGGGAUUUCAAUGGAGCAGCUUCAGUCAGUGAAAACGUAGACUUUAGCAGCAUGAUUCUUAUUGAUGCUUCUGGAGAUGAAAACCUCUCCGUAGAAACUGACAAGGUGAAGGAUAAAGCCUCUGAUGUAGAGAAACUUCCAAACAAAGUUUCUCCCAAAACAAAGCGAAAAGCAAAAAAAGUAGAUGUUGAUCGUUAUAUUUCUGCGAAAACCAAACGACUGAAAGGAAACCCCAAUAAGAAACCUAAGCAUGAAAAGUUCUGAGAUACAACUUACAAAGGAUGUUGCAGUCUUCAAGUCUGUUUUGAUGGGCUGCACCUUGGAUGAUGAAGGUAGAUGCAGGUGUAACAUAUAUUCAGAUUUGUUUUGGUUCUUUUCGUUAAGUGUUUUAUUAGCUUAUUGUUGUAAUUAUAGGAUUGUUACACUACUUUUUGAGUGCACAAGACAUAAUCUGUAAUCAAAUUAAAUGAGUUUGAUGUUGGUAUGCAAUUGCUAAUGACAUUCCAGUUCUUAUUUUUGAGGUCUUCAACUUAGUACUUGUAUUACCUUCUGAAUGGUGUUUAAUAUGAGUUUCAUGUAUAUUUAUAAUUUAAGUACUGUGAAACCAUUAUCAGAGUGUAAUUGAAAUUGCCAGUACAUAUGUAAGUAUAUUAAAUUAUUCUAAAUUGUC
This is a messenger RNA of Portunus trituberculatus (swimming crab), 1612 nucleotides long. RefSeq lists its product as uncharacterized. The record is from RefSeq and is a predicted model, not a curated record. NCBI's taxonomy places the organism in Eukaryota, Metazoa, Arthropoda, Malacostraca, Decapoda, Portunidae. Bases 1 to 1206 code for a protein of 401 amino acids. Gene Ontology annotation, cellular component: ribonuclease MRP complex; fibrillar center; nucleolar ribonuclease P complex. Gene Ontology annotation, biological process: tRNA 5'-leader removal. Gene Ontology annotation, molecular function: ribonuclease P activity; ribonuclease P RNA binding. The transcript has a single exon.